Plasmodium gaboni is the source of this 3495-nucleotide messenger RNA. Its product is annotated as putative ubiquitin carboxyl-terminal hydrolase. Gene Ontology annotation, biological process: Ras protein signal transduction; protein ubiquitination. Gene Ontology annotation, cellular component: cytoplasm. The record is from RefSeq and is a predicted model, not a curated record. The transcript has a single exon. The coding region runs from base 1 to 3495 and encodes 1164 amino acids. Lineage: Eukaryota; Apicomplexa; Aconoidasida; Haemosporida; Plasmodiidae. Gene Ontology annotation, molecular function: ubiquitin protein ligase activity; zinc ion binding.
AUGUUUCAUUUAAUUGUAUACAGCGAUGAUAGUCUGCAAAAGGUAAAACGCUCGCUGAACGUAUUCGAAAAUAUUUAUGAUCAGAAUGGAAACAAACUUGAAAAAGCAGCUGAGCAAAGUAUUAAAAAAUGUUUGGAUUCAGACAUUCCAAGAUAUAUACAUAAACUAAUUGAUGAUGAAAAUAAAGAUUAUAAAGAAUAUAUUAAUGAUUAUAAUUAUAAUUAUAUUUAUAAUUCUUAUCUUAGAAAAGAUAUUAUACAAUUUUAUACUUGUAAUUUGUUACAGUUAUAUAUUAAAGAUACCAAAAAUUGUGAUUUAUAUUUAAUUGAUGAAUAUGAAGAAGAUCAAUCAAAAUGUAUUGAUAAUAAACAAAAAAAUAAAAAUACACAAAAUGUAUAUAAAAAAGAAAAACAUACUGUUGAAGAAAAUAAUGUUCUAUCAUCAUCUAAUAAUAUAGAUGAUAUAUCUGUUGAUAUGAUCAAUCUUCCAUUACAUCGUUCUCAUAUAUUACUUAUACUAUCCCUACCAACAUAUUAUCCAUUUUAUGAAUUCUUUUUAUUGAUACAAGAUUUUAUAAAUUUUAUUGUGCACAUCAAAAUAUUUAAGUUAAGAGGUUAUUUAAACUUUCUUAAGAAAAAAAAAAAAAAAAAAAAAUUCAAUAAUAAAAAAAAAAAAAAUAAUAUUAAUAAUAAUAAUAAUAAUAAUAAUUAUAAUAAUUGUAGUAGUUGUAGUAGUUGUUGUAUUGAUAAGAUUAAAAAAAAUGAUAUCGAUGGAGAUAUAAAAAAAAAAAAGACAGAAAAUCCAAAUGGGGACACACAAAUGAAUACAUAUAAUAUCAAUUCCAAAUCUCAAAGUAAAUGCAAACAAAAAGUAAAUAAUUUAAAAGAUGAAAAUAACACAUAUAUAGAAAAUAAUGAAUUAUGCAAGUUGAAUAAUAAAAAUUAUAAUAAAUUAACUCAUGUGGAAAAAAAAGAAGAAAAAUUUUAUAGGAAAAAUAUUUCUACACAUGAUAAUAUUUAUGAUGAUCAUUUAUAUUCUUUUGAUUAUAUGGAUGAUAGUUCUAUAAGUUCUGGAUCAUAUUUAUAUGAAGACUCUUUGAAAAAUGUGUCUUUAAAGGAAGAAGAAAAAAAAUUAUUAAAUACAUGCGUAAAGGAUAAUUUGAAAGAUAAUUAUAUGUAUAAUGAAAAUGUUUUGGAUUUAUUAAAUGUAAAUAAUGACAUUAAUAAUAAUAAUAAUAAUAAUAUAAAUGGGAAUACUUAUGAUUGUUACCAAAAAAAUAAUUCUUUAAAUUAUUAUAAUUUUCUUCACACAGAUAAAAUCUUGUCCUCAUAUAACACAAUGUAUCAUAAUAUAAAAAAGAACUUAAAAAAAAAAAAAAAAAUUCAUACCUAUUCGAUCCUUAUAUUUUUCAAGACACAAAUAUAUGCUGAUAUGUUUUAUAAAAAAUUCCAUUGUAGAAAUUUAAGUGCCUUUAAGUGUACAAAGGUAUCAGAGAAAAAAGUAAAAAAUUUUUAUGACAACUGGUAUAUAUAUUGUGCAUUUGUAAAUUUGAUAUAUUAUAUAUUAAAUGAUAAAGAGAAUAUGGAACAUGUGGCUACAAAUGAAUCUACUAGAAAGUUCAUAUUGAACAAAAAUGUGUCUGAUGGUAUAUAUGAUGGUAUAUAUGAUGAUAUGUCUGAUGGUAUAUAUGAUGGCAUAUCUGAUGGUAUGUCUGAUGAUAUAUCUAAUUUUAUGUGUGAUAAUGUCCAUAUGGCAUGUGCUGAUAAGGAUAUCCCCCAUAAAAUCCCCUCUAAAUACCUUAACACAAGUAUCAAAAAGAGAAAUAUGAAUGAGCAUAUUUAUUCUUCACAACUUUUUAAUAUUAAUAAAUAUGAAAAUUUUAUAAAAAGUAUUAUUAUAGAUACCAAAGUUUGCAUUUCUACAUGUUUAUUAUGUAUGGAAUUAUUUGAUAAUGAUAUAUUUCUUCUCUUAACAAGAAAUAAAAAAUUAUGUAUUAAUAAAAAAAGAAACAAUAAUUAUCAUGAUUAUAUUAAUUUGUCAUGUAAUGUAUGUACGCUCAUAUUUUUUUAUGAUAUUUCUUGUAAAUUGUUUAAUAGUGACUUUUGUCAUAUUUUAAAAACACAAAAUUUAAAUCAACAGCAAUUUGUUGGUUAUCUUGAAAAUUGGUUUUUUCUUUCAAGGGGUAAUAUGUUAGGUGGACAAAAUGAACAAAAUGAAAAAUAUUAUAAUGAUGAAAUAAAUCAAACUGAUAAAAUAAACCAGUGUGAUAAAACAAACCAGUGUGAUAAAACAAACCAGUGUGAUAAAACAAACCAGUGUGAUAAAACAAACCAGUGUGAUAAAACAAACCAGUGUGAUAAAACAAAUCAAAGUGAUGAAAAAUCUGAUAACCUUUGUGCUUUAAUUCCAACUAACCAUUUGGACCAUAAAAACAAACGUACAAAUAAACAUUCCUUCAAGAUAUUCCUAAAUAAAAGAGAAGAUGUUAUAUUAAAAGUAUUAUCAUUAAACAACAUGUUUAAUAAAUUAAAAUGUAAAAACUGUAAUAAUGUUGACGAUAUAUGGUUAUGUUUGAUAUGUUCUAAUGUUGGGUGUGGAAGGUAUCAAAAACGUCAUGCUCAGAUGCAUAGUUCUCAGUUUAAUCAUCAUUAUUGUAUUAAUAUGAAAACAAAGAAGAUAUGGAAUUAUAUACUAGAUACAUAUAUUGAAGAAAGAGUACAUAAGAAUUUAGAAGAUAUUACUACACUACAUUCUGAAAAUUCAUAUGAUGAUUUUUAUAAAAACAAAUAUAGUAAUAUUCAUAAUAAUAAUAAAAAUAAAAGUAAAAAUAAAAUUAUUCAUAAUAAUGAUCAUUAUUCUAAUCAAUCUUAUUAUUAUAUACAUACAAAUGAAAAGAAAAAAAAAGAAAAAAAACCUUUGCAUCUUUUAUAUUAUGAUAAUAAUUAUAUUGACGAUUUUACACUUCUAGAUGAUGAGGAAUAUCCAUUAUAUGAUUAUAAUAAAAAUAUUUAUAAUAAAAUAUAUGAUAUAUUUACUAAUGAUAUAUACAUAAAUGAUAAUUUAAAAAAUGAAUUAUUAUAUAUAUUAUAUUCACAAUUAUCACAUGAAUCUAAUAUAUAUAAUAAUAUUUUAAUAGAACUUCAAUAUAUAUAUUUAAAUAAACUUGAACAUCCAAAAAAUAUUAUCAAAAAUAUUACAGAUAAAAUAUUAGAACUACAAAUCCAAAAUAAUAAAAUAAAUUUAUUAUCUACAUAUCUAACUAAUUCUAUAAAAAAAAAAAAUAAUUUAAAAAAUUCUUUACAAGAAAAAAUUAAAUUUUAUAGAAAUAUAAAUAAUAAUAUUAUUCUGCAGAAAAAAAAUAAUAACAUAAAUAAUUACUCAAAUAAAAAUAUAAAUAAAGAAAAGGUGGAUAAAGACGUAAAAAAAAUAUACAACUUGGAUCAAACCAUAAAACAGUUGCAACAGCAAGUAGAUGACCUACUAGCAAAUUUGUAA